Trichomycterus rosablanca is the source of this 4205-nucleotide messenger RNA. It is a transcript of the gene cdon, whose product is annotated as cell adhesion associated, oncogene regulated. Gene Ontology annotation, molecular function: protein binding. Gene Ontology annotation, biological process: cell-cell adhesion. The coding region runs from base 487 to 3846 and encodes 1119 amino acids. Lineage: Eukaryota; Metazoa; Chordata; Actinopteri; Siluriformes; Trichomycteridae. The transcript has 19 exons. The record is from RefSeq and is a predicted model, not a curated record.
GCAAUCCGAUCCUGUUUUAAGAGAUGUGCGUGUGCGCAGGAAAACACUGUAAUCUGUGCAAUGCCUGAUUGCGCUAGUAGCAAAAAGCGAAACAGAAGUGUGUGUUAGCAGUCCGUCCUGUGUGUGUGUGUGUGUGUGUGUGUGUGUGAAACGGUAACCAACUUCACCGGAGUCUAAGCUUUCCGCUUCACUUCGCCUCGUUGACUUUGUACUCCAGGCGCUACGCUGUUAUUAACUCCACAGUGGCUACCUAGCGAGAGACCGGAGAGAGAAAGAGACUGUCGGUAGCUGUUUUUCUUCACAGACCUGUAUAUCUUCAUACAUCGUGUGUAAUGGAGGGUCCGGUGCGGAUUUGCCGCUAUUGGAAUGCUUUUUGCUGCUAGUGUGUCCGACUGUCUUGGGUUUCCCUCCGUACAAAGGUAUGGUAAAUGUGUGGAUUGGCUGUAUGUGAGACCCAUGUUAAGCAGUUGGAGGUAAAGUGGCAUUAUGGACAUCAAAGGCCUAAGAGGCCUGAAGGUUCUGUCCACUGUGCUGUGCGUUUGCCAUACUUUGCUCUUCAGUUGCUCAUUUGCAUAUUCUCUCCACUUCCACACACAGCCUGCCUCUGUGGUUCAGAAGCUGGGCAGUGCUGUUCACCUUCACUGUAUGGCUGUUCCAGCCUCUGCCUCAAUCACCUGGCUGUUUCAAGGUCAUCCCAUAGAACCAGGGGCACUACCUGGGAUGGAGGUUCAGUCUGGCACCCUCUUUUUGCCCUUUCUUCAGCCUCAAAACACCGGCUUCUACCAGUGUGUCGCUCGUUCGGAUACAGGUGCCAUUGCUAGUCGAAGGGCACAGGUGGCCAUCGCAGACAUAGAGGAGUUCCGAGACACGCCUUUACGGUCCCUGGCUGUAAAACAAGGGGAGACUGCUGUGAUUAAGUGUCUUCUACCCCGAAGUAACCCCUCAGCUUUGCCACGUUAUAGGAUACGGGGAAAAUGGCUGGUCAAUUCUACAGAUGAAUAUUUAAUUCUUCCUUCUGGAAAUCUUCAGAUAAUCUCAGUUUCUAAGGAGGAUCAGGGCAUGUAUAAAUGUGGUGCUUAUAAUCCUGUUACCAAAGAGGUCAGGAUUGAGGCCCGUGGCACUAAGCUUAUAGUAAAAGAAUCACAUGGUCUGUCCACUGUGGGGAUCAUAUAUCCUAUCAGUCCUAUCAAACUGACAGUAGAACAGUCCAAGGCUCUUGUUUUGGAAUGCAUUAUAUCAGGAAAUCCUGUUGUUCGAUGGAUGAAGGAUGGGCUGGAGCUGACUCUCGUUUCCAGGAUCAGACUGCUGCACAGUAAUCUGCUGCUGAGUGAUGUCCAGCUAAGUGAUAGAGGAAACUACACUUGCAUUGCUCAAAAGGAGGAUGGAAGUGUGGCCAGUGCUAUACUGUAUACUGUCGAUGUGCUUGAAGCACCCAGUGUAAUUAAAGGACUAUCUGACCGGACUGUGAAUUUUGGUUCUUCUGUACAAUUUACUUGUGACACUUUGGGAAAUCCUGUCCCUAAAAUUACCUGGUUGUUCAACUCCUUACCAAUUUUACCAUCAUCUCGCUUCAACAUAUCAGACUCCUCCCUGCAUAUAAUUUCAGUCAGUACUCAGGAUCAGGGCAUGUAUCAGUGCCUGCUAGACAAUGGGAUUGGCUCAACACAAUCAGCUGCCAGAUUCAUGGUCCAAUCAGAACAUCAGUCCAGUUUUAUAGCUGCAGAUACGAAUGCACAACCCUCUAUCAAUCCCGUUCAGAGUGACGAAGGAGAAGGAUUAUCCCUGCAUUUGGAAGAGGGGUUUGGUGAUACCGUAGGUCCCAUCAGCGAGAGGACUAGUAACAAGCCCACUCCAGAGGCCCCAAUCAUCAUCAGUCCUCCUCAAACACAUAAACCCAACACCUAUGAUCUAGAGUGGAGGUCAGGACGAGAUUGGGGCAACCCAAUCACUGCCUACUUUGUUAAAUACCGCAAGGUAAAUGACAUGAGCAGUGUGGUGGGUAGCUGGCACACAGUACGAGUUCCUGGCAGUGAAAAGAACCUUCUCCUGUCGGACCUAGAGCCUUCCAGUCUGUACGAAGUGCUCAUGGUCGCACGCAGCACUGCUGGAGAGGGUCAGCCCGCCAUGCUCACUUUCCGUACGGGAAAGGAGAGGAGUCCUCCUUCCAAUAAGAACCCUUCCAAAGCACCGGUUGUGUCUCAGCCUGAAAAAGUUCCAGAAGAAAAAGUCAUCAACACACACUACGGAGUCGUUAUACAUGACAGAGUUCCAGAGGCCCCAGAUCGACCAACUAUCUCAAUGGCAUCUGAAAAUUCGGUCUAUGUCGCAUGGAUCCCGCGGGCCAACGGCGGCUCUCCAAUCACAGCUUUCCGUGUAGAGUUCAGGAAGCAGGGACGAAGCGGAGACUGGACUAUUGCAGAUGAUAAUAUUUCACCUCUCAAGCUGUCUGUAGAAGUGCGCAACCUAGAACCAGGUUCUACAUACCGCUUUCGCGUCAUUGCCUUGAACAACUAUGGUGAAAGUGCUCACAGUGCCACUUCCAGGACAUACCAGGUAGCAAUGACGAGUCAGCCCACAUCCAACCGUCCUGUUACUGGCCCUCACAUCUCAUCGACUGAUGCUGUCAGUGACACACAUAUCAUGGUGCGAUGGACUUAUACUCCUUCCAGUAACAACAACACCCCCAUCCAGGGCUUCUACAUUUACUAUCGGCCUACAGACAGUGACAAUGACAGCGACUAUAAGAAAGACAUGGUAGAAGGCGUCAAGCGCUGGCACAUGAUUGCUCAACUCCAGCCUGAGACAUCCUACGACAUCAAGAUGCAAUGUUUUAAUGAUGCAGGAGAGAGCGAAUACAGUAAUGUGAUGAUCUGCGAAACCAGAGUCCGCCAGCCACCAGGUGCUCCUAGUCAGCAGCCCAUCAGCCCACCAGAGGGCUAUCCACCAAGUCAGUCGACCCAGUCAGGAGGUGGCAUUCUGUAUCUUAUUGUGGGAAGCGUGCUGGGAAUCAUGGUGCUCACUUUGCUCAUCUUUAUCGUCAUUUGUCUAUGGAAAAAUCGGCAGCAGAACAACAUGCUUAAACAUAAUCCUCCUGGCUACCUGUACCCGCCUACAGAGAUGAAUGGCCACAUUAUGGAUUACACUGCACUGUCUGCCUCCAGCCAGCACAAUGGCAGCGUCCAUGCCGGCUAUGGGCACAACAGGCCUCUAAUACGCCACGGUUGUCACCACCUGCACCACAAACUCCCUAAUGGCAUGACACUACUCAACAGCCCAGGGCCUCUCUACACUCAGGGGCAUUCCCAUACCCAUGAUACCUCUCAGCCAAAGAACAGCUUGGAUUAUGAAUACACACACCCUCAUCACAUACACAAUGGGGAAGGCGUGUACACAUCUGUGGCCCAGACGGACUCAACCGACUGUAUGAACUGUCAGAACUUCUGCAACAAUAACAGAUGUUACACAAAAGCCAAUGGUGGUACUCAUCCCCUAAUGCACCACUUGCUACCAUGCCAGCUUGACAGUAUCGAGAUGGUACCUCUAAGCAGAGCCUCGUUCCGAUGCCAUGACAAAGGCAGCCUACAGCACUAUGGGAAUUGUGAGCAGGAAGAUGAAAUUAGAGAAGAAAUACAGGACUUAGCAUCAACUUCCUCAAAUUCUCAGAGUUUAACCGAAGAGUUGGAACAAAGAGCCAACCUCGAACAAGAUCCAGGAAACUCAAACGAGUCGCUGGUGUGUUUGGAAAGGAAAGCCCUGCCUGAUUUAGACUGUAAAGAGAAACCAGUUUGGAUUUCACAUUCAAGUCUUACUGGAGAACUUAUUCAACCUACGAUGCAGGAGAUCUGAACACACACCCACAAAAAUACACACACUUUACAUACACAAAUCUCCAACACUCCCAAAAACGGGGAAAGGAACAUGCAGCAGACACUAAAGACAUGAAAUUGCAUCCUGAAGAAAAGAUGGCCAGCAGUAAAAAAAAAAAAGACUUUGUGCUGAUGGACAGUAAACUGACUGACAGAGCUCAAUAUGGAAGUAAGACACAUGGGAUGUGAUAAAAAAAAACGGGAAAAGAUAUUGUUGACACAGAAGGAUGGAUCAAUCAAAGAACCAACUUAAUAUGUGGGAAGGACUGUUUUAUUAAAAUGAAACUCUGUAGAUGGCUUAUUUAUUUUUUUAUUAGUAAAAUAUUUCAUAUGAAUGUA